Phyllostomus discolor (pale spear-nosed bat) is the source of this 1606-nucleotide messenger RNA. It is a transcript of the gene ASCL5, whose product is annotated as achaete-scute family bHLH transcription factor 5. Gene Ontology annotation, molecular function: protein dimerization activity; RNA polymerase II transcription regulatory region sequence-specific DNA binding; DNA-binding transcription factor activity, RNA polymerase II-specific. The record is from RefSeq and is a predicted model, not a curated record. NCBI's taxonomy places the organism in Eukaryota, Metazoa, Chordata, Mammalia, Chiroptera, Phyllostomidae. The transcript has a single exon. Gene Ontology annotation, biological process: regulation of transcription by RNA polymerase II; developmental process. Bases 426 to 941 code for a protein of 171 amino acids.
CUGGCGCGGCCCUAAGGGGGGCAGUCGGUUCCUGCCCUUGCAUCCCCCCCACCCCCAGGCGGCCUGGGGUCUCCUGGGCGAGAGGACCCAGGUCCCAGCGCUGCGGCCCCAGCACGCCCCGCCGCUGGCAAGGCGGGUGCCCAUGGGCGGCAGAGGAGAGCGAGCGCCCCGAGCCGCGCCACUCCCGGGUGGACUGGAGCCCAUGCACUAGGAGCCUCUGCCCGGUGCCGCCCGUGUCCGCAGCGAUGGCGCCCGUUAGGGGGGCCGCGGAAGGCACCCCGGAGAGCGAAGAGCAACGCUAACCAGCCCUGGAAUCCCAGAGCUGCUGCUGGCGAUGUGACUCGUCCCCGCGGUGGGGACGCACAGACCCCGAGCAGGGGCGAUUCCGGGAGCGCCUGGCUGUGGGCGCGGCCCCCCGCGGCGCCAUGAACAGUCACUUCUGCCGGGCGCUGAUGGACCGGGCGCCCGCGGCGCCCCCUGGCGGCAUGCAGCUGGGGACGGCGCCCCCUCCCCGGCCGGCGCCCCUGCCCGCCGAGCCCCCGGGCGCCGUGCCCUUCCUGCUGUUCCCCGGCCCCGCCGCCGCCGCCGCCUACGCCGGCCUGUUCCCCUGCGCACCCGGGCCCGGCGCCCUCGGGGGCUACGACUGCGCGUUCGAGCCCGCCUUCGUCCACAAGCGCAACGAGCGCGAGCGGCACCGCGUGCGCUGCGUCAACGAGGGCUACGCGCGCCUCCGCGGCCACCUGCCCGGCGCGCUGGCCGAGCGGCGCCUGAGCAAAGUGGAGACGCUGCGCGCCGCCAUCCGCUACAUCCGACACCUGCAGGAGCUGCUGCGCGCCGCGCCCGACGGCCCCCGGCCCGAGCGCCCCGGCGACGCCCCGCCACCCGAGGGCCCCCGCUUCUCCUCCUCGCCGGGCUUGGAGUCGGAGGAAUCCGGCCAGUGAUCGGAGUUCGCAGGGCCGCCCCACUGCCGAAGGCGCCCGUGACUGCGGGGUCGCAGCGGGGCGGGGCGGGGCGGCGCAGCGGCCACUCGGAAGGGCAAAGGGCGAGCGCUCCGUGUCUGCGACCCCUCCUUCCCUGCCCCGCGGCUGACUUCCUCCUCAGCGGCCGGACGGACCUGCAGGGCAGGAACGCGAGGGGCCAACACGUGCCCAGGAGCUGGGUGGGCGCAGCCGGGCGCGGGCCAGGGGAAGCGCCAGUGCUCUCCACGCUGUGCCACAGGCCGCAAGAGGGCGGCCCAGGAUGGUCGCCGGCGGGUGUGGCUCCCGUUCAGCCUCAGCCCCGCGCUGGGGAAAGCCGGGGCCCAGCUCCGGGCUGUGCACAGCCGGCCGCCGCGCCCUCCGGCGUCCCCGGGGCCGCAGGCGUAGCCCUGGGUCUGCGAGUCCGCGGGAGGCGGGCUGCGCUUCCGUCUGGAUGCGCCCUGCCCGACUCGCCACCAGAUGGCCUCAAACGCCAGCACCCUCUUUGGAAGCCAGUUUGCAGCCCGGCCCUGUCCCCGCGGGGGCGCUCUCGAGCCUCCCGGACGGAGGCGGUCCGCCGGCCCUCUCCUCCCCAGGGGCCUUUCCCUGGCUUCCCAGCCUCUCCCCUGCCAGGCCGGGUGAGGACUGGU